CUUGCAAAGAGUUAGUUUCACAGGCAACCGGUCAUUCCCAGGUGGUUGGUUUUUUGGCCAGGAUUUUAUUUGCACCAACCACAACAACCGUGGCCACUUAUGUUUUUCUCGCUUCAGGUAUUUUCCUAAAACUCUGCUGCCUUUCAGCAGGGGGUUUCCUUUUUGAUUUUUGGAAAAUAAACUUGGAAUUAUGGACGACGGCAAACUGCCCAGCCUGACAGACUAUCGGCGAUAUUCGCUUCACUUAAAAAAUCCCAAAAGGAACGUCUUCGUCACGCAACUUGGGGACCAAAGGUAUGAAGAUGAAGAUGUUAAUUACAUUCCAAUAAUCAGACAGGCAGCCGGUGAGAUUCUUGCAAGUGACCGGAGGACACCUCAGACGACUUUGGUACUGAAGAAGGAAGUAGAAGUUGACCAAGUUAAUGCAGAACUUGCAGCUAAAAGACAAGAGUUCCUUCAACGCAUGGAAGCCAUUAGCCAGCGGAGGGCAGAAUUUGAAAGAAAGGAGCAGGUGUUUAGAGAAAGAGCCCUGAAGUUUGACAAAUUCCUCAGGGAUAAUGAUGCAAAGAGGUGUCGUGCUAUUAAAAAAUAUCAUGUUGAGUUGAAAGAAAAUGAAGUGAAAAAGAAGGAGUUACAAGAUUUACUUCACCAAUUUGAAGAAAUGAAAGUCAGGCAAAGAAAACUGCAAAGGGGUGUGUCAAAAUACAAAUUGUAUGAAGAUUAUCUUCUGAAAGUAAUUGAUAAUUUGCCUGAAAACUACUUGGAGUACAGCUCAGAAUCUAUGGUGAUGAGUAUCAUCCGAAAACAUGAAACCCUUGGAGCCACCAAUGAGGCUUUGAUAAAUAAUCUCAGCAGGUUGUCAGAUGAGAUGGAACAAUGCCAGCGUGACUUGGAAAGUCUGCAUCAAGAAUAUGACACCACAAAACUGAUGAUUAAUAGUCAACUCUCAGUGCGACAAAUGGAAUGCGAUGAAAUAAAGGAGAAGAAUAAACAGAUAGAAAUGAAAAUAAAUCUACAACGAGGCAAUUUCAUUCAUAAGAGUGAAGGGUUUGGUGCCCUCUUAUUGGCUAUUAAUAAUCUGGCAGAUCAGUGCUACAUGAGGCAUUAUGGAGUAUUUGAAGAAAUUGACAUUUUAACAAAGUUGGACAUGGUGAAGGAGUUCAUCAUGGAAAAGAAAGAUGUUGCACAAGAAGCAGGACAAACUGACUCUACAUCUGUUUUCAUUGGCACCUCUGACCAAAUUCCAACCAAAUCAGGGGAAACUAACCAGUUGAAGCCACAAAUAAAGGUCUCAUUUGCAAAUUCCAGCAAAAUCAUAACUAACCAAAAGAACAGACUAAAACCAAUAAAUAGCAAGUCUUGAUGAGUCAUUUUGACAUCUUCGUUUAAAGAGGGAAUUUAUUAUUUUGCCUAAAUACAGUCUAGUGAAGUGUCAGGUGAUGUUUUUCAUUUAAAGGCAUAAUAGCAUGUAAAUUGUUGUGUGAAAGAAGUAGAGGGAAUCUGACUGUGUUUGCAGGGCUAACCACCCCACUCAUCUAAGUGCAGCAGGUGAGUAAGGUAUAAAUGACCUGAAUCAAACGGUUUCCCACUGUAUUGCCAGAAGAGUGCAGCAGGCUCCAGAUUAAUUUCCGUUAAUUUUUCAUUGCUUUGCCAUCUUACUUUAAGCAGUGCUGUAAAGUCUAAAUCUGAUUUUCUAGGUAUGAUUCUGAAGUAAAAACUUGUGUGGUGUAAUACAUUAAUGGUUGCGAUGUAAACAGAGAGUUCUGAUCGAUUCCAUGGCGCAAAGCCCUUCAGUUUGAGUAGAAUAUAACUCAAUAUUAUAUGUAGCCAAGUUUAAAAAGUACUGAGACAUUCAUAUGAGGUUUCUUAUCACUUAAUAAACUUUUUGAGACUUAAUCUCAUGAGAAGGUGAACAUUAAUGGUAUAUUAAAUUGUGCAUGUUCACAUUUCUGUUCCAGCAGGCAGACUAGGCAAAUUUCUAGUGACUUUAAACCUAACCGUAUAAGCUUAGCACUCAAUUACUGCUGAUCUCGGACCAAAAUUAAUAUAUCUGCAGUUAGGAAGAAGAAUAGGCUGUUUAGCCUCAUUCGAUGAGAUCAUGGCUGAUCUGUGGCCUGUGUUCUAGUGGCUGGAGUGUAGAAUUGAGAUGGGCAAGAAUGAAAAGUAGCAAACGCAUCGUGGGCAGCACCUUGGUCAGGUUUCGAGACCCUUCCUGCAUCGUGCAGCAGCAACAGCCAUGGGCCAACCUUAGGAGGGGUUCCCUUGCCCCACCCCAUGCUCACAGUGGUAGCCUGACUGCAAAAGCCAUACUUUAUUUAAGGCUUUCUUUCAGCUUUUUAACACUUGGUCUCUGUUUUGAAGUGCCUAUCUCUCAUUUGCCAUAGUAUCCUGCUUGCUGCCUCUGGCCCUCCAGCUUUGUGAACUUGUCCACCGUCCUUAAUGGGAGUGUGAGACUUAUGACAACAUAAAUUGGAUUAGUUUCCCUACAGAUUUCCUGCUGUGUGGAAACAUGCCAUUUAACCCAACAAGUCCACACUGGCCCUCUGAACAGUAAUCCACCCAGACCCAUUCCCCUACAUUUCUCUGAUAAUAUGGGCAAUUUAGUAAGGCCAAUUCAUCUGAUCUGCACAUCUUUGGACUGUGGGAGGAAACUGAGGAAACCCAUGCAGAC
This is a messenger RNA of Hemiscyllium ocellatum (epaulette shark), 2671 nucleotides long. RefSeq names its product coiled-coil domain-containing protein 42 homolog (gene ccdc197). The transcript is spliced from 9 exons. The record is from RefSeq and is a predicted model, not a curated record. Bases 191 to 1363 code for a protein of 390 amino acids. Lineage: Eukaryota; Metazoa; Chordata; Chondrichthyes; Orectolobiformes; Hemiscylliidae.